GUGUAGUCUUUGCGUGUGAGAAAAGCUCCUCUCCCACUGGAUGAUAUGACCGAACUACACCAGACGACACUUUCCUUUCCCAGCUCCGACUCGGUCGCGUUGCGAACAGUUUGGUGAUAGUGUUUUUUUUUUUUUUUUUUUUUUAUCCUGUUCCGGCAGCGCCGCGGCUCCAGCACACGGCGGUUAAAGCUGCUGGCCUCUGGGGCUAGCUGGCUAGCAGAGCGGUGACAGAGAGGAGAGGAGCCAGCUGGUCGGACAGAGGAACAGUAAGGUUAGCAAACAAGCUAAUCAGCCGUAGAGACUGAGCCUGGAUUACUGUGUUUAAUCAAAGAAGGUCUGCGGCUUUUCCCUCACUGCGGAGCGACAUGAAGAUCACCGUGGAUUUCGAGGAAUGUUUGAAGGACUCCCCGCGGUUCAGAGCCACCAUAGAGGAAGUGGAGGGGGAUGUGUGCGAGUUGGAGUCCAAGCUUGACAAAUUGGUGAAGUUGUGCAUUGGGAUGAUCGAUGCUGGAAAAGCUUACAAUGCAGCCAAUAGGCAGUUCGUUAAUGGAAUCCGUGAGCUCGCACAACAAUCCACCAAAGACGAAGUCAUUGAGUCCAGUCUCACAAAGUUUGCCGAGAGCCUGCAGGAGAUGAUCAACUAUCACACGAUACUAUUUGAUCAGGCCCAAAGAUCAAUCAAGACCCAACUUCAAACAUUUGUCAAAGAUGAUCUGCGUAAGUUUAAAGAAGCCAAGAAACAGUUCGACAAAGUUAGCGAAGAAAAAGAGGCUGCUCUCAUCAAGAAUGCUCAGGCUCCCCGCAACAAACAGCAUGAGGUGGAGGAGGCCACCAACAUCCUCACUGCCACACGCAAGUGCUUCCGACACAUCGUCCUUGACUACGUCUUACAGAUAAAUGUGCUUCAGUCCAAGAGAAGAUCAGAAAUCCUGAAAUCAAUGCUGUCCUUCAUGUAUGCCCACCUGACUUUCUUCCAUCAAGGUUAUGACCUCUUCAGUGAAUUGCAGCCUCUGAUGAAACAGCUGGGAGGACAGUUGGACCAGCUGGUGGUUGAUGCUGCCAAAGAGAAGAGAGACAUGGAGCAGAAACACUCCACCAUUCAACAAAAGGCUGCUCUGCAGGAGGUGACUGAGUUCGAGUUUUUACCAGACUGCCGCAGCUUUUGCGCUUGGAGGUCAUCCUCCGAUUUUUCGAAUGACGACACCAAACUGGAGUACAAUGUGGAUGCAGACAAUGGUAUUGCUAUGGAGGGUUACCUGUUCAAGAGGGCCAGCAAUGCCUUCAAGACAUGGAAUAGGCGUUGGUUCUCCAUCCAAAACAAUCAACUAGUUUACCAGAAGAAAUUCAAGGACAACCCGACCGUGGUGGUGGAAGACCUGAGGCUAUGUACAGUCAAACACUGUGAGGACAUAGAGCGUCGCUUCUGUUUCGAAGUGGUUUCACCCACCAAGAGCUGCAUGAUGCAGGCCGACUCCGAGAAGCUGCGGCAAGCCUGGAUCAAAGCCGUGCAGAACAGCAUCGCGACAGCCUUCCGCGACAAGGGAGACGACAGCGAGAAGCUGGACAGGAAGUCGUCCACAUCGACAGGGAGUCUGGACUCUGGCGGGGAGCCAAAGGAGCGAUCCCUGAAAGGAGAGAGUGCCCUGCAGAAGGUCCUGGUCAUCCCAGGCAAUGCAUGCUGCUGCGACUGUGGCCAGCCAGAUCCCCGCUGGGCCAGCAUCAAUCUGGGCAUCACCCUCUGUAUUCAGUGCUCAGGUAUCCACAGGAGUUUGGGAGUGCAUUUCUCGAAGGUCCGGUCUUUGACUUUGGAUACAUGGGAGCCAGAACUACUGAAGUUGAUGUGCGAACUGGGAAACAAAGUGAUCAACCAGAUCUACGAAGCUCGGAGAGAGGAGCUGGGAGCCAGAAAACCAAAUCCAGGAGACCCGAGACAUGAGGUGGAGGCCUAUAUCAAAGCCAAGUACGUGGAUCGCAGAUUUGUCCGCCGGCCAUCGGACGAGGAGCUUCGUAACAAAGUGAUUUCUCUGAGCAAGCAGGAGAAGAGACUGAGCAGCAGCAUCGAGCACCUGCCUCCAAGACCACCUCCUCCAACCCCAAAACUGAGACCUGGCUCUAAUGUCUCAGGGCAGUCAGCUGCUGCUGGCGGCACGGAGGCCCGCCGUGACUCUCUCUUCUGUCCCGAUGAGCUUGACUCGCUCUUCUCCUACUUUGACACCUCCUCCAAGCUCAGGAGCAUAAAAAGUGCAGACAGCGGCAUUCAGAACAGCGCUGAUGGGAGCAGGGAGAUGCUGGCCAACACCCCCUCCAACAACAGCCUGGCAGACGCAGAAGCUGCAGAGUCCCCUCCCAUGGCCAUGCCCGCUACGCUCCCCCCACCAUCGCCCUGCAAGGAGAUGGUUUUUUAUGAGCCCAAAGAGUACAGCCAGGGUCUGCAGCUCUACUGGGCGUCGUGCGCCCGCAGCCUGCCCGACAUGGCUGAGGCGCUCGCUCACGGGGCGGAGGUCAACUGGGUCAACACAGAGGAAGAUAAGAGGACGCCGCUCAUCAUGGCGGUGCAGGGGGGCUCACUGGUCACCUGUGAGUUUCUGCUCCAAAAUGCAGCAAAUGUGAACCAGCAGGACGCCCAGGGCCGAGGACCCCUCCACCACGCCACCAUGCUGGGACACACAGGGCAAGUGUGCUUAUUUUUGAAACGAGGAGCAAAUCAAAAUGCUGCAGACAUUGAUGAGAAAACACCGCUGAGCAUCGCAGUGGAGGCUGCCAAUGCUGACAUUGUCACGCUGUUGCGACUGGCCAAGAUGAACGAGGAGAUGCGGGAGGCAGAGGGGCCUUACAGCCAGUCAGGAGAUGAAACCUACCAGGACAUUUUCCAGGACUUCACCCACAUGGCCUCCAAUGAUCCGGACAAGCUGAACCGCUACCAGCAGUACGACCUACAGCGACCCUGACACGUCACACAGAUGCCGUUUGCUGAGCAGUCAGACCAACUCGCGAUGAAACAAAAACAGCCAGAUUUCUGGAAAUGACGUCCCGUUUCCCCUCCAACAUCAAUCAGAAACAUCUGCUGGGAAGCUGCUGUUUUUAACGUGGCCUACUCAUCUAAAAAGCUUCACUCACAGCUUUAGCUGAAGUCUGCAAGCACUUGAGUCAAGUGGAGGGGGGGCUUUUGUGAAUGGAGACCUCGCUUUUUAUUUUUAAAAUUGUGCUUCCCGCCGUAGGAACUGUUGUAGUGAGUUAAUGGUACAGUGUUCAAGCUUGUGAGAAGAUUUGCAAAAUCAAAUGAUGAUUGAACUCGAUCUGAAUGUAGAGCUGCCAGCAGUGAUUUUGACCGAGUGACAUUUUUAGAUGUCCAACGUUUUUCGUCUUUUUUCUUUUCUUCCUAAAUUUGAUAUAAGAAAUGUGCUGCAACCGAGCCGGAAAGAGGCAAAUACAUGUUUAAAAUACUCCAUUUCAAUUUUGAGGUGCUGCCUCUUUUUUUUUUCUAUUAAGACUUUCUUUUGUUGCCUUUAAGUUUUGCUUUUCGAACCUGUCAGCUGAUUUAUAGACGGCAAAAUGCUUUCCUUGCGUUGCACAAACUCGUUUCGUCUUAAGUGUCCACUGAUGUUGACCAGCUCUGAUGGUGACUUUGACGUGUUGAACCAUGUACAGCCUUCGCAGACACAGACUUGUUAUUAGUGCAUCUGUAAUCUUAAAAAAACUAGUUGAUUUGAUUUGAUUUUUUUAAAUGCUUGUUUGUUUGUUUAUUUUUAAUUGUUUCUCGGAUUCUUUUAGCGUUUUCCUGUUCAUCCUGCAGCGUGUUUUAGCUGCAGUUGGCUCUUCAGCACUGUUUUUCGUAUUGCUAAUUCUCAAAAUGAAAUUAGUUCAUUUUUAAAGUCCUCAUAAACAUGAUUUCAUUGGUCCAUAUUUUUACAAAAAUGUAGUAAUCUCAUGUGGAUUUAAUAGCUUCAUCUAAACCUGAGAAAAGGUUUAAUUUAAUCUUGGUAUAGUUGGGUUUUUUUUUUUUUAGUCACGGUUGAUUGGUAAGACAAGUAGUUAGUAUUGUAACCUCAAAUUUAAGUUGACACUGCAGGAUUUUUACGUCAGUAGAGACAGAGCUGCUUCUUUUACUGGAAAUACAAAAGAUAGAAGCAGCUGUAAACGGUUUGCAGCACCAAAAAAGAAAAUCCAUUCAUCCAUCUUCUCCACCUGUUUCAUCCUAUUUCGGGUCGUAAAAGGUUUGAAAUCCUUUCCAGCUGACACUGGGAGAGAGGCGGGGUUCACCCGGCUCAGGUCACCAGGCCAGCGCAGCCCAGUUACCGUAAUAACCCGGCAGUUCAGAUGUGGUCUGCAUCAGUCAUAAUGUUCAUGCUGUCUGAUCUUGUUUCCUCACAGCCGCAGUGUAGCGCUCAGAAAAGAUGCCCAUUUAAAAGAUAUUAAUGUGAAGGGUUGGACACUGUGUCCCUUCAGCUGAGACUGCUGGAUUUUCUAUUCACGUUAGGCUCCAAUGCAGAGAUCAGAAAUGAUCCACUGGCUUGUUCUUGAAAAACAUCAAGAUCAGAAAAACAGCAUCUGGAUCAUAAAAAAAUGGAUUAAAGAAAAGAAAAUCUUUGAAAAUGUGUCAGAUAAAUACAAUAAACUUUGCUUCUGUGAAUUUUUUGUUGUGUGUGAACAGAGUUCACUUCGUGUCGGAGGUGUGUGUGUGUGUGUGUGUGUGCUCCAGCACACUGUGACAGUCUGUCGUCACCAAGUCUGAUAACGAGUCGGUCAUUACAGUUCAGUGUGUCGAAGCAGGGCGACAUCUGAAACUUUCACAGCUGAUUCUCCAGUGGAUUGGUGACGCCAAACACUGGUGUAGGGGUUCCAUCGUCCAUGUCUUUGUUUCCCCUAUCGCUAUCAAAAUACAUUCUUUUUUGAUUGAAGAUUCGCUAAUUUGUGCACAGCUUGUGUGCAGGAGCGAUCUUGUGACCUGUCCAAGCGGUGUAGUGACUUUCACUCAGUGUCAGCUGGAAUCACCUCUGACCUUCAUAAAGGCAGGAAUACAAGAUUAUUGGGAGCAUGUAACUGUAACCACAUGUAUCGUUCUUUUGAGUUUUCAUUUUACGAUAGAAAUUAAUUCCACAGAUUUAAAAUCAGAGGCUCCGUGCUGCAUUCACCAGCCUGUGAUUGUCUUUAUGCGAAACCGUGAAAUGUUCACUGCUCUUUGACCCUUUCUUUCAGUCAGAUGUGUUGUUAAUCGCAGGGGAAACAUUUGGCCAAUAAAACAUGGGAUACAACUCUUGUACAUUUUGUACAGAAGCUUUUGAAUUCUCCUGAGGACUGAAGUAUAAAGUGAGUGGUACUUGAAUCAUUAAAUAAGCUUUUGUAUAUGUUGUUCUUUGUAUCCUUAGAUCAUUUUAGCUCCUUUUAUAUUGCCUGUCUGUAUACCAGCAUACAUGUACAAUAUACCUGUUAUAUCUAAGAACUUCAAUACAUAUAGACUAAGCUGACUCUUGAAUGUGGUUUUUUUUCUUUUCCUUUUGCUUUGGUAACACAGAAUCCUCGUUGCAGCAACUGAUUUCAUAUCUUUAUCUACCAUCCCUCCUCUUCCUGGUUCGCUUUAAAGGUUAAAGCUUUUUUCAGCAGUAGACCAAGCGGAACACAUUAGAAAUGUCUUCAGAAACCCGAGUUAAGCAGAGCUACUAAUGUUCAAACAUCAGUGAAGCAAAGCUCCCAUUAUGAACUCUAAACUCACAUACUGCACAUACUUUUCCUCAUGUCGAUAAGUGAUUGUUGGCUGAUUCUCUACUUUUUGUAUCAUCGUCAUAAAAGACAUUUGACUGUAGUGAUCCAUGGAGGAAAACGGGAAGAGGCAUGCAAGAGGGCUUUUCCUUUUGCAAACAUAGUUGAGUGUUUGCAUGGAGCCUUACAGCUGUUGUACCUGUUGCACUCGUGAUUCAUUUCAUACUUGUAAUUUUUUGAAAUUGGUGUUUUAAAAAAAUAAACAUCUAUUUUGA
This is a messenger RNA of Salarias fasciatus (jewelled blenny), 5972 nucleotides long. RefSeq names its product arf-GAP with coiled-coil, ANK repeat and PH domain-containing protein 2. Lineage: Eukaryota; Metazoa; Chordata; Actinopteri; Blenniiformes; Blenniidae. The coding region runs from base 366 to 2948 and encodes 860 amino acids. Gene Ontology annotation, molecular function: GTPase activator activity; protein binding. The record is from RefSeq and is a predicted model, not a curated record. Gene Ontology annotation, cellular component: cytoplasm. The transcript has 26 exons.